Messenger RNA from Anopheles cruzii, 2716 nucleotides. RefSeq lists its product as uncharacterized. The record is from RefSeq and is a predicted model, not a curated record. Lineage: Eukaryota; Metazoa; Arthropoda; Insecta; Diptera; Culicidae. The coding region runs from base 134 to 1156 and encodes 340 amino acids. The transcript is spliced from 6 exons.
UUGCGAAUACCAUACAGUUAGCAUCUUCUGCAGUUCAUUUCGGGGUGAAGACAAGGAUACAGUGCAAUUUACAUGGUGAAGCGUAAAAGUUUAAGUGCUGUGCCAAAGUUAUUCGGUUUUUUAUUUUAAACUAAUGAGACACAUCGCCCAACAAGUGGCGCUGUUGGUGUCACUCGCCACGGUGACCAGAAUCGUAGGCGUACCGCUUGCGAAUUCGAAAGAAACUAAUGGGCACCACGACGAUGGUAUGGCGACGACGGGAUUGAAUCAGCUGACUGCCGACGACGCGACCUAUGGAGACGGUAAACCGGCGGGAUCAUCCAAUCCGCAAAAGCGUGGAGCCAGCCUACCGCUGCUCUACCGGGAGGCGGAACUGCGAAACGACUACUCGGGCAACUCCAUCCCGCAGCACGGCGUCUGGGAGGACGUGGAUGGGCCGCUGGCGGUGCCCUAUCCCGUUGACCUGUUCGACGACGAACCCGGUGGCGGGCGACCCCAGCGCACGUACGACGUGCUACAAAGGCUGUUACUGCACCGGAACCAACCCCUCAAUGCAGGCCCGCUGUCCGGCGGUGGAGGAUUCCCUCUACGACCGCACGGUUAUGGCGACCGGAAGAAGCGAACACCGGGCCCGCUGAAAGCCCACUCCCACGGGCACAGGCCAAAACGCAAUUCGAAUAAACUGUCCCCGGCAGAAGUGUUCUCUCUGCUAGCAUUGAUGGAUUCCCGCGAUUCCUACCGUCCACUAUCGGCUAUACCGGACUACAUGGCCGAACCACCGAACGACGUUUUGGCCUACGGCCCAAACGGACUCUACCAGGACGUAUCGCUACCGUUGGCUCUCGAACAGUUGCUCGCCGAACGGGAUGAAAUGCCACCGUCGGACGGUUUCGCGUACGAGGAUGCCGGAGAAUGGAUGAACGGAUGGACAGAACCUUCAGUCGAUUAUCUGGGUCUACCGAUGGGCGACGUCGAAGCGCUUGGUCAACUUAAGGAUGGCUUCUUCAGCAAACCUAGCCCUAAAACUGGAUAUCUUCCGCAAAAGCGUUACAUGGUGUCGAAAAAGAAACGCAGCGCUGGUGCCGGUUGCAAGGCUGGCGAUCCGAGUUGCAGUUUCCAGGGGACUCGCUACGGAACUAUCCAGGCAGCGGCCUAAUGCAUCGAAUGUGGCGUGUGCAACGUGUUUGCUACGACCCAAAACGACUCACGAACGGCGAACAGCAGUAGUCAAGGACCACGAGUACCGGAAACAUCAACCCAAUGUACCAAGUGUUAAUUAUCAUUGUACUACCGUUACGUAUUGCUAGCUCGAUCGUAUUAAUCACAGCAUCCCAAAAAUUUUGAUGAGGCACAUCAGAUAGCGCUUGCGUUUCUUCGUACGUAUCUUUCGUUCAAACUGGGCGCGAUCCUGCCUUGCACGGCAAUGGCACGGCGCGCUGUUUGGGAAUGGCGAAAAAAGUUCAGUGUGAAAUUGAUUGUGACAACAUCCUCGCGUUCGGCGGGGGGGCUCAAACUAGCAUUUUACUCUCUACAUUUUUUCCUCUCGGGAAGCGAACACGACCACCUUUUGUCAGUACCACAACUAAUGGUGGUAAUAGAACUUCUUGUUAUCGUUCAUCGCUCGUUCAAUCUUUUUUAAACGAACACCAACUAACAAGCAGUUUUGGCUCUACUACAACCACCUUCUAAACGUUGAAUGGCUACCAUUGCAGAAGACAUCCAUGUAUUGCUCUAAUGGAUUCGUAUACUACUCGUAAUGUAUGAUGAAGAUGCAGAGAGAAGAAACACAAAAUACUAGAACAGACAUAGAUGUAUACAACAAUGCAUACCUUCGUAUAUUACUCGAGAUCAUCACUACUGUUUACCAGAAACAUAUAUCAAGACAUAAUGAACGUUAGACGUGUUUGUCGUAAAUGAAACUGCUCUUCUAUACAAUAACGGUUCCGCACAAACCGUGUACACAUGAUAACAUGACAAGAAACUGGCUCAGAGGUAAAUAAUUUUUUAGUCUAGUAAGGAUAAGUCUGCAAAGAAGUUAAUCACCAUUUAAACAAAAACAAGAGGCAAAAAGUAAAACACUCUCACGCAACUAUAGUAUUGAUAACCUUACAAUUAUAUAUUCGUAUAUACAUACAUAAUAUUGAAAUGUAGUAAAUGAAUUACCAUUGUCCUUACAUAUUGUAUGUGGUGAAUAAAGGAAUGAAUCAAAAAGCUACAUACAGAUGUAAACACUAGGUGCAAAUGGGAAAACCAUGGACACCAAUGAGAAUCAACAUCUGCACCAUUCCACUGAAGACGUACUAAAAACGUGUUAAAUCUAUUGCGUGCCACGACUCGCGCUGACGAAUAGAUGGAGUAUUCAGUAGACGAUCUCAAUUGGUACAAAAUUGUGGGUGGAAGCAAGAAUCAAUUAGAACGUAACCCAUCACAAACAGUGUUUCUGAGCGCAAGGAAUGGCCGAUUGGAGAUGAGUUAGGGUGUACAAAGGGAGAUGUCUACGGUUCCGGAUUCAAUGGCAGAUGGCAAACACAGGGAAAGGAGCGCAGAUCUUUGCUUAAUGUAAGAACCAACGGUAAGGAUGUGUUGAAGAAAUAAAACGACGGGAAGUUAUUAAGAAAUUGAAUGAAAUGCAAUGUAUCACAAAACGCGAAUGAAAAUGCAGCCGUUUUUUUGUGGAAAGUUUCUUAAAUAUUUUACCUUUGCAACAUCAUCAACG